Meloidogyne enterolobii is the source of this 326-nucleotide messenger RNA. NCBI's taxonomy places the organism in Eukaryota, Metazoa, Nematoda, Chromadorea, Rhabditida, Meloidogynidae. The record is from the annotation of a GenBank genome assembly.
AUGCGUGAUCCAGAAUUUCGAACAGAAUAUCAAAAUAUUUAUAGAAACGGAGAAAUAUUUAAUGAAUUGGAAAGAAUAGAAAAACCUGGACAAAGCGCCUUACAAGUUUUUAGCUCUGGAACAGCCCCAUUAAUUGAUGGACCUUCACCCGAAGAAUUGGAUAAAAGAUACGAAGAAAAAUGUAAAGGUGCCAUUGAAUUGCGAAUAAAUGCAAAACCUGGAGCUAAACUUUGGGCGAGAGAAGCAAUUAAAAGUAUGCUUAAAUGUGCUAAUUUGGUAUAGGCCUCGGAGUAUAACAUCCCCUUUCAACUUACAAUACCUAGUUA